AUGGGCGGCGUCAACGGCCUGCAUGCGUGGUAUCGCGAUGAUGAGGGGAAGCCGCAGCUCGACCCCCCGCCCCGCGCCGAUAUCGACGCCUACACCCAGAUCUUCUCCCCUAGCACCCUGACCGCCUCGGCCCUCAACUCCUUUCUCUCCAACGCGAAAAAGGCCUCGCUCCGCUUCCAGGUCGCGACCCACCUCCUCGCCCGCCGGUACAUCCACCCGGCCCUCGCCGCCGCCCUCGCGGUGCCCAAGGCCAAGAAGCCCGCCGCCCUCCCGCCGAACCCCUACCUCGACUUCUGGGCCUGGUCUUGCCGCAGCCUCGAGUGGUGCGGCCCCGUCCCCGCCACCGAGAAGAAGCUGCAGAGCCACCACGUCCUGCCCAUCUUCAUGCACCACUUUGGCUGCGCGACGCCCACCCACGAGGCCCUCUGCGUCCUCCGCACCCUCGCCGCGGGCCGCGCCGUCGCCGACGUCGGCUCCGGCAACGGCUACUGGACGCACAUGCUCCGCGCCUACGGCCUCGAGGUCCACCCCGUCGACAACAUGCAGUCCGAGUGGCGCGUCAACUGGGUGCCCGACACGCUCGUCUCGGACGGCGUCAAGUUCCUGCGGGGCCGCGACGCCGGCAAGGACCUCGUCCUCCUGCUCGUGUACCCCGUCGUCGGCGGCGGCGUCGCCGGCGGCACCGAGGGCUCCUUCACGCGCGGCCUCGUCGACGCCUACGCCGGCGACACCCUCGCCGUCGUCGGCACCCAGAACCGCAACGGCUACACCGCCUUCCGGGGCAUGACCAUGGACGAGUACAUGGCGCGGGAGCAGCCCGCCUGGACAAAGGUCGUGCAGAUCCCGCUGCCGAGCUUUGCGGGCAAGGACGAGGCGCUGUUUGUGUUCCAGAGGGGGGACAGGGCGCCCAAGGACGCGGCCGAGGGCGAGGAAAAGGCGUAG
Messenger RNA from Colletotrichum spaethianum, 942 nucleotides. RefSeq lists its product as uncharacterized. The record is from RefSeq and is a predicted model, not a curated record. The transcript is spliced from 2 exons. Bases 1 to 942 code for a protein of 313 amino acids. NCBI's taxonomy places the organism in Eukaryota, Fungi, Ascomycota, Sordariomycetes, Glomerellales, Glomerellaceae.